Symbiodinium sp. CCMP2456 is the source of this 573-nucleotide messenger RNA. The record is from the annotation of a GenBank genome assembly. Lineage: Eukaryota; Dinophyceae; Suessiales; Symbiodiniaceae.
GUCUGCUGCCGCCGGAAGUACAGCAAUUUAACUAGAUGUUGGCGGCUGCUCCUGGACACCGCUGGUCUGGGCCGGGUCUCCUUCAUUCCCUUCUGCCGGGCCGCACGUGCCAUGGGCUUCACCCAUGUCACCACGCUGUGGAAGCAGCUGGAUGUCAACAGCAGCGGCUUCAUCACAUUGGAGAGCUGGGAUCCGACAUCAUACAAGAGCCUCAUGCAAUUCCGGACGAUCUGCCUUCGGGAGUAUGGCGGACUCCGGGAAGCCUUCAAGUUCGGCCUAGAUAGAAGUGGCUCUGGCACCUGUACGAAGAAGGAGCUCCGGCAAUUCCUGCAGGACUUCGACUUCGCCGGGGACUGCGCCGCUCUGUGGAGCGCGCUGGACGAGAACGAGGAUGGCUACUUGACCGUUGACGAGCUGGACUUCUUGUCACAAUGGCAGGGUGAGAGAUAUCGAUCUGAUGAGGUAGAGCGGCAAUUCGACCGCGGUCUCAAGCGCCUGUUGCUCUGCCGCCAGGGCAGGCUUGGCUCAAAGGGGUCAUCAUUCAUGUCUUCGGUGGCAUCUAUGAAGCGCUAA